ACACACACACACACACACAAAAUAUGCAACACUGUUGGUUUCUGAAAACCCAGUCACACAAAUAAAGUUAAUUUUCAUAAUCUCAACUUCCACAUAAGCUGACACACACACAUGCACACACACAAGCAUAUCCGCACAUGCAUUCAAACAGAAACAAAGACACACACAAACACAGACGUACUUUCCCAUGCUCGCCCCCACACUUGUAACACAUCCUUUUAUGCCUUAUUUUCACACGCAAGAGCACUCGGCAGGCAGUUUGUCUUGGAACCAGAAGGUAGAUGGCAUCCAUGGCGACCCAAAGCCCACUAUCCACCGCCAUGAGCAUGAUGACGACCACAAGCUCUUUACUCACAACCUCAAAGGUGCCGGAUGGUGAUAAAAAACCUGACGAGUACCACACAGUCCUCCUGGUCCUUUACUCUGUGGUCCUGCUCAUCGGGACCAUCAGCCUUAGCUUGAUGAUGCACAUCAUGAAGUUCAGCACGACAUCCAUCACCUCCAUUGCUGUACUCAACCUCAUCUUCACCCACUUCAUCUUCCUUCUCACUGUGCCCUUCAGGAUUUACUACUACGCCACUAAUCACUGGAGCCUGGGCCACGGGUGGUGCAAAGUGGUCAGCGGCAUGAUUCACAUCCACAUGUAUAUGUCUUUCAUCUUCUAUGUGAUCAUCCUCAUCACGCGCCUGAUGGCGUUCUACUACAAAGCUGAGCAGGUGGCCUCCUUCCAGAGGAUUCAUGCACUCGUUGCCAGUGCUGUGGUGUGGAUGGGGGUGCUUGUCGUGGUCCCUUGCAUAAUCUACUUUUCCUAUGGAAUAAACACAGAAGGUGCGAGCCCGGGCAACAGUACCACACCUGUGACAUACUGCUUCAAGUUUGGAGACAACAUAGCGUCCGCUGCCAAGGUGCUGAACUACAUCGUAAGCACAUUCAUCAUAGUGGUGGCCACAGUGCUGACAUCCCUCCAAGCCAAUGCCCUACGGGUUUUAUACAGGAAGCAUCGCCAGGGAUGCACCUCUCAGCAGGACUUUGGGGCUCAGCUGAAGAGUCUGUGCUUUGCUCUCAUUAUGGUUGUCAGUUUCAUUCCCUACCACAUGUUCCGGUUGUAUUACGUAGAACAACUCCAUCUGCAGAAUGUCAAUGAGGUGUUUCUGAGUCUGACCACUUUUAACUGUUUGGACAUGCUCACCUUCUUGGGGCGGAGAACCUGCUCCAUGUGCUUACCGGGAAAGGGUAUUUGACAACCGUUGGUCGGAUGUGUGUUAGGGGGGGUCAUGAUGUUUCAACUGCAUUAUUUUCUUACUUUGUUUGACUCUACUGUCAUUUAUUGCCACACCAAUUAUUACGUGUAUUGUAUUGCUUAGGUGCAGCUCAAUAAAAGCAGAGUUUACCACUUACUCAAAAGCACAUACAAGCAAUCAUGAAAACAGAUGAACUGGAAUUAAGUACACAAAUAUUGUGAUGAAAAAUACACACAAAUAAAAUUCACUAAAUGGCCACUCACUAGCUGUUCACCACCACUUAUUUAGUUUUGAUGAUCUUCAAAACCAGACAAACUACCCAGCUCCCCUCUAACCUCUGUCAGAUGUGCCAUGCUUUGCUUUUUUAAUAGUACGACUGGUGUGUCAACAGCAGCUUUUUGUGACUUAUUAAAAUGUUGUAUUUAUUAUUUGCAAUUAUUUGAUAGUUGAAAGUGCAAUGAGAGAAACAAAACUACGGUUGUGGUUAACUAGUAGGCUACCAUAUUGCUUUAGACUCAAAAUGAAUGAUCUCUUGCCCUCUGCUGGUCAUUGUAUAUACUACAAAGGCUUCAAGCUUGAAGCUUGUCUUGCUAGAUUGUAACAAUGGUCUUUAAGUUCCCUCGUUUAUUUAUCAAAAUUGUGACUUCAUGUGAAAGGCAUGUGAGUGGAAAGAAAAAAUAAACAUAUUACGCCUUA
Molecule: messenger RNA, 1937 nt
Organism: Cyclopterus lumpus (lumpfish)
Lineage: Eukaryota; Metazoa; Chordata; Actinopteri; Perciformes; Cyclopteridae
Gene: gpr141
Product: probable G-protein coupled receptor 141
Exons: 2
Coding region: 282-1241 (319 amino acids)
Biological process (GO): G protein-coupled receptor signaling pathway
Cellular component (GO): membrane
Molecular function (GO): oxysterol binding; G protein-coupled receptor activity
Source: RefSeq, a predicted model, not a curated record